AUGGAAAUCGUUGUGUCUGGUCGUCCUGUUGGUUAUGCAGACAUCUUUACUGUAUACUUUAAAAGUGAACCUGAGCAUGGUGCACAAAACUUACCAGUGGCCGAGCUGUUUUUGGGAAGAGUUCCUUUCGACGACUGGAUAGGGCCAGACAUCUUCAUUCCGCUGCAUGAAGCGCCCACAUGGAGUAUCCACAUUCAGUGUGCUGACCCGCUCCAGGUCCUAGUGCCGGAAAAAAUACUCACAGAAUGGAAUACAAAAGCUAUAUUGCGAACAAGCGAGUGCGAGAGCGUGAGUGCGCGCGAGUGCGAAAGUACAACGGUCUUAAUCUAUUUAUUGGAGGGGCACUGUCUAACUUGGUCCGAUGCUGUCGCAAACGGUCUGACCUUGGAACGAGGCUGCGACGCGCUACAUAUUGCGGGGGAGUUUUUGCGCUUUGAUGGGCAGGAGUUCGCGGCGGGACCCUUGGUCGCUGAUCUAUCGCUCACAACUCAGUUCAUCUGGCUGGACAGGCAGUAUGAGGCAGGCAUUUUACAGGUAUUGGGAGCGGGCAGUUGGGAAGGUGGAAUGUACUACGUGGCCUGUGAUCGGAUUGCAAACCUACCUAGGCUGAUUUUUGACAUUGAGGAUGACAGCGUUUAUCUUACUCCGGAUGAAUACAUCCUAAAGUGCCUAGUUGCCGGAAAAAAGACUCACAGAAGGGAACACAACAGCCAUAUUCCGAACAAGCGAGUGCGAGAGCAAAAGUUACAACGGCCCCACGCUAUCUAA
Opisthorchis viverrini is the source of this 768-nucleotide messenger RNA. RefSeq lists its product as hypothetical. Lineage: Eukaryota; Metazoa; Platyhelminthes; Trematoda; Opisthorchiida; Opisthorchiidae. The record is from RefSeq and is a predicted model, not a curated record. The transcript has 5 exons. Bases 1 to 768 code for a protein of 255 amino acids.